AUGCAGGACGUCCGCAGCUGGUGGGGCCAUCUCGCCGACAUCUGGCCCAACCCAAGGGAGCUGCUCCGCCGUCGAGGCGUCGUCAAAGCCCUCCCCGACCUGGCCCUGGCCGCCUUCUGGACCCUGGGCUUGGCUGUUGCCUGCGUGAGCAUCUUCGCCCGCGAUCUCUGGCGCCUGCUGUGGUCUCGCGUCAACCCGCGCUCGCCGCGAAAUCUCCAGAGGAGGGAGUGGCAGCGCCAGCACCGAACCCUGAUGGAACUGCUGGCGCGGGACCCGGGAACCCCGAUAUCCCCCGUCGGCAGAGAGCCGGCCCUGGCCUCGCCGCACGCUCAGCAGCCGGCCGCCGAGCGGGGCUGCCGCAUCUUCAGCCGCGUCCCCCCCGAGAUACGACGGCAGAUUCUCGUGGCGGCCUUUGGGCACCAAACCAUCCACAUGGACCUUCGCUUUCGCCCCCCCUUGCACCUGACCGAUCGCGAGCCGUUUGAUGGGUGGGAAGUGCAUGCCCGAGCCCGAGCCCGAGCUGCGCAGGCCCCGACGGGGCAUCCGCGUCCCGACCGGUGCCAGCAGGAAUGCUUGAGGACGUGGAAAUGGUUCAGCUGCGUGUGCCACCGGUGGGAUCCGGACAGGACGGCUCCGCUGUCGCUGGGCAGGAGACAAAACUACCGCUGGGCGCAGUUUGGCGAGCCGGAGGCAGAUCAGUGCCUCGGAGGGUCGGGCAGGUGCAGCUGCUGGCCGGGGCAGUGGCCCACCAAAUGUCAAGUCGGCAUAAUGGGAUGGAUGCUAUCGUGCAGGCGAGCAUACUUUGAAGCCAUGGACGUCCUGUACACCACAAACACCAUCCACAUCUCUUCCUCCGUCCUCCUGCAGCACCUGCCCGACCUGCUGCCCAGCCACGUUCUGGCCAGGCUCCGGUCUCUAGAACUGGUCUGGCAGCCGAGAGAGCUGCCCAUCUCCCACGGAUUCCUGCCCACCAACCCCGCAGGCUCGAACCGCCCGCAGCCACUGUUCCCCAGGCUAGCGUACCUGCGGAUAUCCUUUCACCGAUUCGCCAUGAACAACAUCGACGACGCCACCGACAUGAUGCUGCCCUACGACAACAAGCAGCUGCUGUCGGAGCGCCUGCACGAGAACCUGCUGCCCCAGGUCGACGAGCUGGUGCAUCGCAUCGCGCCGCCAGCCGCCGAGGUCACCCUGUCCUGCGCACGGUGGGACUGGUACGAGCUGAUGGACCUGGCGCUCCUGCAGAAGCAGGGCAAAGAGGCGACGAGCAUGCAGCGCGCCGAUAUCGACGGCCUGCGGUGCUGGAGGACCAUGCCGAGCCGCACAGCCGAGGCGCCCGCCGACGUCGAGGCUGCCGCCCAGCCGUGCUCGCCACGAGCGGGCUACUGGAUCCACGUGCCGAUUGGCCAUGUGCGCCUCGACAACUCGUACGGAUACGACUGGCAGCGCAACGAGCUGUACGGUCUCGGCACCCAACGACUGAUCUAG
Ustilaginoidea virens is the source of this 1488-nucleotide messenger RNA. RefSeq lists its product as uncharacterized. The record is from RefSeq and is a predicted model, not a curated record. Lineage: Eukaryota; Fungi; Ascomycota; Sordariomycetes; Hypocreales; Clavicipitaceae. The transcript is spliced from 3 exons. Bases 1 to 1488 code for a protein of 495 amino acids.